UCGGCCAUAUUGAAAAACUGAGGACAACAGUUUUCAUCAACCAUGGCCCCCAAACGUAAUAACAUGAUCCCAAAUGGGCAUUUCCACAAAGACUGGCAACGAUGGGUGAAAACCUGGUUCAACCAGCCUGCCAGGAAGAUCAGGCGAAGGAAUAACAGAAUCAAGAAGGGUUUUACUUUAGAAGAACUCAAGGCAGCAGGUAUCUCAAAGAGGUUUGCACCCACAAUUGGUAUCUCAGUAGACUUUAGAAGACGCAACAUAUCUGUGGAGUCGCUACAACAGAAUGUCCAGCGACUAAAGGAGUACAGAAGCAAACUUAUCCUGUUCCCCAAGAAGAUGAGCAACCCCAAGAAGGGAGAUGCCUCCGCUGAGGAGAUGAAAAUGGCCACCCAGUUGUCUGGUGAGGUCAUGCCAAUCACUCAGGUCUCCAAGAAGGAGAAGGCACGCAAGAUCACAGAUGAGGAGAAAAAAUUCAAUGCUUUUGCAGCCAUCAGACAGGCACGUGCCAACAAGAAACUGUUCGGUAUUCGCAAAAAGAGAGCCCAAGAGAAGGCUGAAGAAGCCGCUAUGCAGGGCAAGAAGAAAUAGACACUAUAAGAUAUUGGAGUGUAAUUUUAUGAUUAAGAAUAUACUUCCCUGUACAAAUGAA
Messenger RNA from Owenia fusiformis, 649 nucleotides. The record is from the annotation of a GenBank genome assembly. NCBI's taxonomy places the organism in Eukaryota, Metazoa, Annelida, Polychaeta, Sabellida, Oweniidae.